This is a messenger RNA of Fusarium keratoplasticum, 2178 nucleotides long. RefSeq lists its product as uncharacterized. The record is from RefSeq and is a predicted model, not a curated record. Bases 1 to 2178 code for a protein of 725 amino acids. The transcript has 10 exons. Gene Ontology annotation, molecular function: RNA binding. Lineage: Eukaryota; Fungi; Ascomycota; Sordariomycetes; Hypocreales; Nectriaceae.
AUGUCUUCGUCUGGGUGGCGUCGCCCUCGAGGUGCUGCCAGACACGGAGAAAACCAGCUUCGAAACGCAUUUUCCGCUCUCGAUAUCCAGCGCACUGCAGACUCUGGAAGCGACAGCUCCGAUGACCAAAUUCGCCCUCGUGCUCUUCAUACAGCCAAGAGCUUCCCUCCACCUGGUUCUUUCGGCGAUGCCGAUGAUGAGUCUCAGUCUUUCUCUGGAUCGGGCCCUUCCAACUCGGAUGGCAUGGCCGGACGAGACAACGCUGGAACUGAUACUUCCACCACUCAGGAGAUCUCGAACCAGCAGCAGAUCCCUCAGCCCAUCAUCAACCCAGAGGUCAUCCAGGACGCCUCCGGUCAGGAAUGGGACGCUCAGUCCUGCUACCCUCCCGAAGCCUGUGUCUUCGUUGCAAACCUCAGUCAGAACUAUGAUGAUCUGACCCUCAUGUCCGCCGUUACCAAUGUCUUCAACCAGUACGGUACUGUCUUUGUCAAGAUCAAGCGCGACAAGCGUCAGAUGCCUUUCGGAUUCGCUCAGUACACUCAACCUGAGGAUGCUGAGAAGGCCCUUGCCAACCUCCGAGGCGUCGAGAUCCUCGGCCGACCCGUUCGCACUGAACGAUGCAACGCCAACUUGGUUUUCCUGGUCGUUCGUCGCAACAAGGGCCUGGUGUACCACCAAGAGGCUCGAGAUCUACUCUCUCCUUUUGGAGCCAUCGCCAAAAUCGAGGACCUGGACCCUGCCACACAGGAGCGCCUUGGUCUCUCCCCCGCGGUUCGUGUUCGUUUUGAAAAGUUUGAUCCCCGACGUGAUGUCAUCAAGGGUGUCGGUGACAACACGGCGUUUGUCAUUAUCAACUUUGAUUUCAAAGUUGCCCAGGAUCCCUCUGAGCGAGAUCCCACCGAUGUCACCUGUUUUCAUCAUAUCGAAAGGGAUAGCCGUUCCAUCUUCCUCGGUUCCCUCCCUGCUCAUACGAGCGAUUUCCUUGUCCGCGAGCUGGCUUCGGGGAGCGGAACAAUUGUCAAUGUUCAGGUGAAGCAAUCGGUGGACGGCAGUACGGGUAUGGCCACACACUAUGCCUUUGUUGAGUACGAUCAUCCCAAUGCCCCUGACCUGGCUAUCUCCAAGUUGAACGGCUACAGAAUUGGUGGCACUUCGCUUCGUUGUGAGCGUCGACGCUCCAAGGUCACUCCCACGGCUCUAGCUGCUUCCACUGGGCCCUAUGGUACAGUCCCCCCUAACCGACCUCACCGUCGAAACGCAUCGGCGUUCGCGACUGCUUUUGUGACACCUCGCAACGAGCCUGGCUCUCAGACACGUCGCUCCAAGGGACACCAGCGAUCCGCUUCUGUCUACAACGAUGUUCUUGCUGGUCCCAAGACCCUUGACUUCUCGAUGGGUGCCUGGCCGCCAAAGGACGAGUCUCCCUAUGAGCCUCAGUCUCAGCCCAAGACCCAGUCCUUCCGACGAUCAUCUUCUUACCGCCAGUCAUCUGCCUAUCAGCCCUCGUGUAUUGAGCUACAGAGCGGUCAGUCCCCUUACCAGGAAACAUCUUUCCGAAAGCCCAUCUACACUGGUUCCGAGUACCAGCAGAUGCAGUAUCAGAGACUGCAGACGUCGCCUCUCUACCAGGCACAGAGUCCUGAGAUUCUUCAACCUGAGCCUCUGAGAAUUCCUGCUCGCCGUCUUUUCGACCUUGAGGAGACUACCGCCAUGGGACCUCCUGCCAUCCCUGCCUAUGCUCCGCUGGCUUCUCCCAACAAUCUGAAGCCCUCAGUCCACUGGGCCCCUUCUCCAGCUGUGUCCUCUACCGGGUCAUCUGACUUUGAGAGCAACCGAAACCCCUACCUGUCCAACGCCCAUCGUGCUUCCACACUUGGCCCGUCGUUUGGUCAGCGCAUGGCUGGUCAUCGCUCUGGUGCUCGUCGCUCGGUCACCAACCUUUUCCCUUCUAUCGACGAUGCUGUCACUCGCGCCAAGUCGGCCCUGGAGGAGUCUGAGGAUGCAAAGAUCCAGAGCACUCUCGCCAAGUACAUCCAGGAUGCUAACAAAGAAAACAUUCACAAGGCCGCCGAGGAUGCGAAGCAGAAGGCCUCUGAGGACGCUACCCGCAAGGCUUUCAAGACCGCUGCUGAACUAGCCAUCGAGACUGCUGCUGCCAACGAAGAAGCGGCCUAG